UUUAAGACUUACUUUCUGUGGACUCAUGCAAAGGACUGCGUGCAGCAACACACUAAUUUUACAAGGUGCGGUCUGACUCUUACGCUUUCAACUAAUCUGGUGGUGUGGAUGGCAGCUGUGACGGAGGAAUCUAUUCACCAAACCGCCAUUCCAGACUGGAAUAUUAGUGUCUCAAACAAGCUAUACAGAGCUAGCUAUGGUGAGCAGACGUGUAGAUGCAGCCACUCGGCAUGUGAGACCUUCAAAGGGGCCUUUUAUUACCUGUACCCUUUCAACAUAGAGUACAGUCUCUUUGCUGCUGCCAUGGCCUACGUCAUGUGGAGGAAUGUAGGCCGAGUUGUGGGGCAUCGAAGCCACCGCAAAGUUAAAUUCCAACUUAAGGACAUGUAUUUUGGACCGGUGCUGGGGUUUCUCCUGGCGAUCGCAGGACUCGUUACAUUCAUAUUGUACGAGGUGUACAUACAGCAGGGCGGAGGAGAAGAGAGAAAUCUGGCCCUGCUCAUUCACUUUGUUAUGAAUGUGGUGAUUGUGAGCCUGCUGUCAAUUUCCACGGUGAUCGGCUGCGUUCUCUACAGACUGGACCAUAGAGAACGCGUUUCGGGGGAAAACCCCUCUCGCAGCCUGGAUGUGGGGUUGCUAGUGGGAUCCUCACUGGGGCAGUUAAUCAUCAGUUAUUUCACGACUGUGGCCAUGGUGGCGACAGAGGCCAGAGGCCACCUGAGGGCUCUGAACCUGAGCUGGGCUGUGCUGCUGGUCCUCCAACUUGGCCUGCAGAAUUAUUUUAUCGUCGAAGGCCUCAACCGGGAGCCCUUCCACCUCAUUCAGAUGGCAGCUAUGCACACAAAUGCUCAGACUGUCCAAGACCAUAUAGCGAUACAGGUUGCUAUUGACCGAAAUGGUUCCAACUGUGUUCAAACUCCCGGUUCAGUUGAGCCCAACUGGAAGAGAAGAGCUAUGAAGGAGGUCUGUGCCUUUCUCCUGUUGGGUAACAUCAUUCUCUGGAUCAUGCCGGCAUUCGGCGCUCGUCCUCAGUUUGACUACUCUGUAAUGCUGAACUUCUACAGUUACACUGUGUGGACCGCGAUAGUGAAUACUGGACUUCCAUUUGCCAUCUUCUACAGGAUGCACUCUAGUGCCAGCCUCCUCGAAGUUUACUUGAGCUCCUAAAUUUCCAGUUUUUGUUUGUGGAUGGGCAGUCAAAUAAAUGGCAUUUUAAAAUGUGUUAGUGGUGUUACUUUCUUUGGAAAUUUUGUGCAUUGUACAUAAUGCAGUUUAUUGUUAGCAUUUUGCUCCUUAUCAAAGCAUUUGUGGUCAGUUGAAAGAACCAAUCUGAACCUA
This is a messenger RNA of Fundulus heteroclitus (mummichog), 1338 nucleotides long. RefSeq names its product proton channel OTOP2. The record is from RefSeq and is a predicted model, not a curated record. The annotation marks the transcript as partial. Gene Ontology annotation, molecular function: proton channel activity. Gene Ontology annotation, cellular component: membrane. The transcript is spliced from 4 exons. NCBI's taxonomy places the organism in Eukaryota, Metazoa, Chordata, Actinopteri, Cyprinodontiformes, Fundulidae. Gene Ontology annotation, biological process: proton transmembrane transport.